This is a messenger RNA of Dermacentor albipictus, 3450 nucleotides long. Its product is annotated as chitinase-like protein 3. NCBI's taxonomy places the organism in Eukaryota, Metazoa, Arthropoda, Arachnida, Ixodida, Ixodidae. The record is from RefSeq and is a predicted model, not a curated record. Gene Ontology annotation, cellular component: extracellular region. Gene Ontology annotation, biological process: carbohydrate metabolic process; chitin catabolic process. Gene Ontology annotation, molecular function: chitin binding; chitinase activity.
CAGAAUCUCAAAUUCACUAGUUAUUACUUAUGAUGACCUAUACCCAAAUAAUGCAAAGCAGCUUCCCUCACAUAUUCUUAACGGCUUACUCCAGGAUCACUUGAAUCAACUCCACACUAACGUAAUUAUAGCAACGGAUGCUUCGCAGAUUGAUGAAAAGGCAGGAGUUGGAAUCUUCUCAUCAUCAUUGGACUGGUCUUUUUCUAUUCGGCUUCCCGACUUCACUCCAAUAUACCUAGCGGAAUUCCUAGCUGUUGUCCUAGCUUUACGAAAGCUACAGUCUUCCAGGUCAACGGCGGUAAUAAUCACAGAUUCUUUGUCGCUGUGCACCUCACUUACUGCUCCCGGCGAGACACACAUAUUGAAAACUUUGAACUCACUGGCUCCAAGUCAUUUGAGAAGUUUACGAUUAAUAUGGGUACCUGGCCACAAAGGCAUAUUUAUGAAUGAGGUGGCAGACAGCUUGGCCAAGGCUUCUAUCAGCGGCCCAGUGCUUCCCCUUCUUCCAACAACGGGCUUUAUCACGUCCGCCAGGUUCAGAAGAUACAUCCUUUUAACAUCUCACUCGAACCUCAAUUCAUCAUUGGAACUACGCCACUUACAAUUCCCUUGGAGCAGGAAGUUUUGCAAAACAAGACAAACGGAGGUUACAUUAACGAGACUACGUUGUCGAGUCCCAUCUCUAAAUUUUUACAUGCACCGAUCUGGUCUGGCAAUAUCCCCAUUGUGCCAUUUUUGCAAUGCAUUAGAGACGAUUGAGCACUACCUACUGGAAUGCCGGCGUUUCUCCUCCACGAGGAAAAUGACAUUAGAAAUUACAGUGCGACAGCUUGGUCUGCCAUUGAACACUCCGGUACUGCUGUCUUUCGGAGCGUCUGUGCUUGGGCACUCACACAGGAAUGUUUGCUUCGCCUUAGAAAAAUUCCUUAUUGAAUCAAACCGAUUUCAUUGAUGACCAUAUUAUUUUAUUCAUUCCUCCUCUGUUGCCUCAUUGAUAUAUUCAAGAUACUUUUUUUUUCUCCUCUACGUAGCAUGACAAUCUACUGAACCAUUUCGAUUUUCCCUCGCCUAAAUUCAUGUAACAAAAUUUUAGAUUUUUACCUCCUUUUCUGAACACAUAAGCAAAGUCUGCCCGAAUCUUGGCCAAUCCCCGCGAGUGGGUAAGCGCCAAACUCAUCCAGGACAUCAUCAUCAUCAUCAUCAACCGCUAAAAAGGUCUCUGUGAUCCGAAUGAGAGACGCUCACCUGUCAGGUCGCACGUUAGCUUUCCCGCCGUGACGUUAUAAAAGCUCACGGCGUCCAGCCGCAACAACCCUACCGUUCUGUCUUCUGCGUGGCUCACCGGCAUCCAGUCGGAGCUAUGGGUGAUUCCAGUGACGCUUCCGGUGAUCGCCGCAGCUCGACCCGGCGGCGUCGCAGCGACGACGACGAGUCAUCACUGCGUUACAUGCUGCGCAAUCAGAACCUACUGCUGGUCGUGUUCCUGAUCCUCGGUGUGCUCACGGUGUCUUGCGCGUGCGUCGCCAUUGUCGCCGCAGUGGUCGAGCACUUCUGGACGUCCAUCGACGAACCGAUGGGAACCGCCAUCGCCGCAGAAGGCGCUGUCGACGACGGUCGAAAACAGCAAGAAGGCAAGUCCUCCUCCGCCGAGUUCGUCAUGCAGCGGCAAUCCGAGGCGGACGGUGCGAACCGCGCAGUCUUCUGUUUCGUCAACUACACAGCGGCGCCCGGUUCACCGCACCGGUUCGUCGUGGACAACGUGUCGGCCGACCUCUGCGACGCUCUCGUCUUCGUGUCCGUCGGGCUGGACAUGCGGCAACAGAGCGCGCGUUUCAAGCGACCCGUCGAAGACGCCGAUACCCUCCAGAGCUUGACGUCGCUGCCCACGCCCGUCUGGGUCUUGGUCGGCGGCGAGCUCGCGGACUCUCACGACUUCCGGAAGGCAGUGCGAGAGAAGCGGACGCGGCUCGCCUUCGUGCACAACGCGGCGGUCUGGUCACGCCGCAUGGGACUCGCCGGCCUAAUCCUCUACUGGAAGUAUCCGACACUGAGAUACCGCUCAAAUUACAGCACAUUCGUGAACACCAUGCGCAUCGUCUUCGAAAACAAGGGGCUGCGCUUGAGCGUAGUCGUACCAUGGGAGACGGCGAAGCGACGCGACGGCUACUUCGUACCAUCGCUGUACAACCGGCUCGACCUCGUCGUCGUCGACACGCACCGUACCGUGGACCCGGCGUCGUUUCCGGUCACCACAUGCCAGAGCCCGAUGCGGGCCGUCUUCAGGGCGCACCAUAACGGCCAGAUGGGACUGUCCUCGGUUCUCGACGAGUUGUCCAUGGUCACCGAGCACAUGCUUGGCAAGACCAUGCUGAGCGUCUCGUUCGCCGGCGCCACGUUCACCCUGAAGCGGCCCUGGAUGAGGCACGUUCGUGUAGGUAUGCGCGUACUCGGUCCCGGCAAGCCCUUCACUCAUACCAACCGCUCGGGCCUGGCCAGUUACUACGAGGUUGCCAAGGCGCUGACGCACCGCGAUGCGUCCUCGUGGCACAGUGCAACUCACGGCUUCUCUCGCUGCUCGGUGGCCUACUGGAAGGACCAGUGGGUCGGCUUCGAGGACCGUGCUAGCCUGCGCCUUAAGCGGUCAGUGGUGCGAAAGACUGCGGGCCUAGCGGUCUGGGACUUGUCCAUGGACGAUUUCGCAGGGGACUUUGGACUCGCGUGGCCUCUGCUUCGCGAGGCUCACGACGUGGUGCACGGUUGAGAUCAGGCGAGGUCAUUUUCGGAGUGAAUGAAAAUGUAAUUUCUCGCCCCCCCCCCUUUUUAAAAAAUUUAGCGCAUUGUUUUUACUUCGGUCUUAGCGCUCAUUUGGAAUUUCCUUCGCGUUUCUCAAUUCGGUGUAGUAAAAUGGCAUUGCUAUGCGAAUUACACAGUAUCUCUAUUGGAUAAUGAUAAUCUAACUGUAUUAAGAUUAGCACAUGUUUAUCAGAGACAUUUUAUCAGGGUCACGUUUAUCAGGGACAUGCAUAUAUCCGCGCGUUGGUGUAAAUGUCCGUUUUUCGCGCGUCCAGCUUGAACGAUUCACAGCCGACGAAUCGCGUUAACUUUCCUGCUCUGAUAGCAAGCCCAUGCUCUUAUAAUUUACUGCUGAUAUUGUGCGCUAUUUGCUGUUUUAUAUUAUCUGCGUGGUUUCAUAACGCUGCUAUACAACUAUCGACGGUUACAGAGCGGCUGAUGGUAUUGAACGGGCCGUGCAUUAAGCCGCCUAACUCCGUACCUUCAUUACUGGCAAGACAUUCAUUUGUGAAUUUUUUGUAAAUGUCCACAUUCAGCAUAUACUAUAUUAUAGUGGUACUGCUGUUACACCGAAGACUAAGAGCAUACAAAUUACCUACUUUUUCGACAACUGCGGCAGUCAUUUCUUUGAACGCUGCGUAUCAGUUAUAAAAUGUG